AUGGCCGAAUACACCUUCGAAUAUUUUACUGUGAAGUUUCCAGCCGACCACCAAUAUGUGGCCCAUGUGGAGAUCAACAGGCCAGAUAGGCUGAAUUCCUUCGUCGAGGUGAUGUGGUUGAAUUUGGCCCAAAUCUUCAACAAGCUCUCCUCGGAUCCCUCGGUGAGGGCAAUCGUCCUUAGUGGAGCUGGAGAGAAGGCAUUCACCGCCGGCUUGGACGUCAAAGCAGCUUCUGAGGGGCUUCUGUCAUCGGAGACGAAGAAUGACCCUGCCCGUAAAGCCGCACUCCUCAGGCGUCAUAUUGCCGAGUUCCAGGACUGUAUUACCGCAGUUGAGCGUUGUGAGAAGCCAGUGGUAGUUGCCCUCCAUGGUUUCUCGUUGGGGCUUGCCAUCGACCUGGCCACCGCCACGGACGUGCGUAUCUGUGCCAAAGACACCCGAUUUGCGGUCAAGGAGGUGGACAUCGGGCUUGCGGCGGACAUUGGUACCCUCAGCCGACUGCCCAAGGUCGUAGGCAAUUACGGCUGGGUAAAGGAGGUCGCUCUGACUGCGCGCGAGUUCGGCGCCGUGGAGGCUCUACGUGUUGGAUUUGUGAAUGCCGUAUACGAUAAUCGUCAGGCCACCAUCACGGCCGCAUUCAAGAUGGCCUCUCUGAUGGCCAAGAAAAGCCCCGUGGCGGUGCAAGGCACCAAGGAGAUUUUGAACUACUCCCGCGACCACUCUGUGCAAGAUGGACUGCGCUAUACCAGCGUCUGGAAUAGUGCUGCUUUGCAGACACAGGAUGUAUCGGCAGCACUUUUAUCGGGGCUGCAGAAGAGGACUCCGACCUUUGAGAAGCUAUGA
Penicillium antarcticum is the source of this 843-nucleotide messenger RNA. Its product is annotated as enoyl-CoA hydratase/isomerase family protein. The record is from RefSeq and is a predicted model, not a curated record. Lineage: Eukaryota; Fungi; Ascomycota; Eurotiomycetes; Eurotiales; Aspergillaceae. The transcript has 2 exons. Gene Ontology annotation, cellular component: mitochondrion. The coding region runs from base 1 to 843 and encodes 280 amino acids. Gene Ontology annotation, molecular function: delta(3,5)-delta(2,4)-dienoyl-CoA isomerase activity.